AUGGUUCACGUGUCGUACGUCGCCGCUACACUCGUAGUCGUGACUGCUUCUAACGCAAAUGCGAUUUCUUUCGAAGACGCUUCUGUGAUCGACAGCAAGAUUAUCACGCAGUCUGCAUCUAUGAUGACCGCAACCGACUGGAAGAUCAGCUCACUCAAAUACCCGACCAUCACCGGCCAUCGCGGUGCACCGGGGUAUCUGCCAGACCACACAAUCGAGGGAUAUACGCUCGCAAUUGAAGUCGGCAUCGACAUUAUUGAGCCCGAUCUCGUCAGAACCAAGGACGGCGUGCUCGUCGUGCGCCACGAACCCUAUAUCAGCGGCACCACCAACAUUGCCGAACACCCUGAGUUUGCCGACCGUCUCACUACCAAGACACUGGACGGAGUCCCUGUCCUCGAUUACUUUGUCAGCGACUUUACGCUCAAAGAGCUUAAGACGCUGCGUGCCGUACAGCCGCUGCCCGAGCGCGACCAGAGUCACAACGGACUCUACCAGAUCCCAACAUUUGAGGAGGUCAUCCAACUGGCCCAGAACAAAUCUGUCGAAUAUAAUCGCACUAUCGCCAUUUACCCGGAAGUCAAGCACUCGAGUUUCCAUAAGGCGCUUGGAGUACCCAUUGAGAAAGCUAUGCUUAAGCUAUUGACUCAGUACGGAUGGAACCAUGCUGACGCUCCGGUCUUUAUCCAGUCCUUUGAAACCGAGACCUUGCGUGAGCUCAACGCAGUCACCGACGUCACGCUGGUGCAGCUCAUCGAUGGCUUCGACAACGACCCGAUCACAGGUGAUGUCACCUUCAGUGUGCUAUCUGACCGACCAUACGACUGGGUGCUGGCCAACCGCACUGACAACUACAAUUAUCUAGUGUCGCCGGCCGGUCUAGCCGAGAUAGCCACGUAUGCUGACAUUAUAUCUCCGUGGAAGCGAUACCUGCUCAAGGUCGUCGCCGCUAAAGUUGACGACAGUGGUGACAUUGUAGACUCAAAUGGCGACGGCCGGAUUACGGAUGCCGACUACAAUAUCAUCGAAUGUCCGCACAUCAUCAAAGACGCCCACGCCGUCGGCCUAAACGUGCACACAUGGACGAUGCGUGACGAGAACUACCGUUUGGCAGCAAGUUACUCUGGCAAGGCGAUGCUCGAGUACUUACAGCUCUUCGACAUGGGAGUUGACGGCGUGUUCAGCGACAACUGCAAGACGGCAGUAACUGCCCGGGAUACAUGGCUAGCCCAGCAGUAG
This is a messenger RNA of Peronospora belbahrii, 1239 nucleotides long. Lineage: Eukaryota; Oomycota; Peronosporomycetes; Peronosporales; Peronosporaceae. The record is from the annotation of a GenBank genome assembly.